This is a messenger RNA of Limanda limanda (common dab), 699 nucleotides long. RefSeq names its product rho-related GTP-binding protein RhoN-like. Lineage: Eukaryota; Metazoa; Chordata; Actinopteri; Pleuronectiformes; Pleuronectidae. Gene Ontology annotation, biological process: small GTPase-mediated signal transduction. The transcript has 5 exons. Gene Ontology annotation, molecular function: GTP binding; GTPase activity. Bases 1 to 699 code for a protein of 232 amino acids. The record is from RefSeq and is a predicted model, not a curated record.
AUGGAGAGCAAAGGAUUACAGCGCUGUAAGAUCGUGGUGGUCGGGGACACGCAGUGUGGGAAGACAGCUCUCCUCCAUGUCUUCGCCAAGGACUCGUACCCGGAGAAUUACGUUCCCACCGUGUUUGAGAACUACACGGCCAGCUUCGAGAUCGAAAAGCAGAGGAUCGAGCUCAACAUGUGGGACACGUCAGGUUCAGCCUACUACGACAACGUGCGACCGUUAGCUUACCCCGACGCGGACGCCGUGCUCAUCGUCUUUGACAUCAGCCGUCCGGAGACCAUGGACAGCGUGCUGAAAAAGUGGCAAGGUGAGACGCAGGAGUUCUGCCCCAACGCCAAAGUGGUGCUGGUCGGCUCCAAGCUGGACAUGAGGACGGACAUGAAUGUCAUGAGGGAGCUCUCCAAACACAGACUCAUUCCCGUCACCCACGAACAGGGCACAAGCUUGGCGAGGCAGAUCGGCGCCGUGGCCUACGCAGAGUGCACGUCAAAGUAUUCAGAGAACAGCGUCCGCGACGUUUUCCACGUCACCACGCUGGCGUCCGUGUCCCGCAUCCACCGGCCCCUCCCUCAGCUCAAACGCGCGGCCUCACGUCGCGGCCUCAAGCGGGUUUCCCAGCAGCCGCCUCGGACUGAGAUCACUGAGCACCCGGCUCCCAUCAGAAAGGACCGGGCCAAAAGCUGUGUGCUCAUGUAG